CACACUGAGCGAGUGAAGAGUUACACAUUUGUAACGUAAACCAGCUGUCCCCUAACGACACUGGACAGUUUACAAACGGACAUUGCUGACAACAUGGACUCUCAAAGACUGCUGAAGAACGCACACACACACAAACUCGUGGCGGCCUCUCCGAGGGAGCAUGGAAGCAUUGAGAGAGUCUUUUCUCCAUUUAACCUUUCAGAUGUCUACGUAUAAGAGAGCUACGUUGGACGAGGAGGAGUUAGUGGACUCCACCACCGAUGAGAUCUACCCCUCCGCGCCCAUGCAGGUAAGCUUGAUGCAUGGCCGUGGCCCGACCUGUUGGGUGGAGAAGCGCAGGACAGAGAAGAUGUUGCUGGUGCUGGUGUGUGCCCUUUCGGUGGCCCUGUUCUCCUCCCUCAUCACCGCGGGGGUCUUCUACAAACAGACCCACCCUGGCCUGUGUCUAACGGAGCCAUGCGUGAUGGUGGCGAGUACCGUCAUGGGGGCGCUGGACCGCUCCGUGGACCCCUGUCAGGACUUCUACAACUUUGCGUGCGGGGGCUGGGUGAAGAACAACCCGCUGCCUGAGGGAAAGUCUCGCUGGGGGCCCUUCAGCAACCUGUGGGAGCACAACAUGGCUGUCAUGAAGCAUCUACUGGAGAACACCACCGUGAAGGGUCUGAGCACAGCGGAGGAGAAGGCCCAGCGCUACUACCAGGCCUGUAUGAGUGAGGCCAGGAUCGAGUCGCUGGGUGGCCAGCCUCUACAGGACCUCAUCAAUCAGACAGGUGGCUGGGCCCUGACCAGUCAAUGGCACAAGGAUAACUUCCAGGAGGUUCUCCGAAAGGUGUCCGCAAACUACCGCACCUCGCCCUUCUUCACAGUCUUCGUCAGUACCGACUCCAAGAGCUCCAACAGCAACAUCAUUCAGGUGGAUCAGUCUGGGCUGGGGCUACCUUCCAGGGACUACUACCUCAACAAGACAGCUAAUCAAAAGUAUCUGAGUGCCUACCUGGACUUCCUGGUAGAGCUGGGGGUCCUUCUGGGGGGCUCUGAGGAGACGUCGCGGUCGUUGAUGCAGGAGAUUGUGGACUUUGAGACCAGCCUGGCUAACAUCACUGUUCCUCAGGAGGAGAGGAGGGAUGAAGAGCUCAUCUACCACAAGAUGCAGGCCAAGGAGCUGGCGACUCUGGCACCCGCGGUGGACUGGAUGCCCUACCUGACAGACGUGUUUUCCCCUGUGGUCCUCAACGACUCGGAGCCCGUGGUGGUGUAUGCCAAGGAUUAUCUCCAGAAGGUGUCCGACCUCAUCAUCAUCACCAACAAGAGCCUCCUCAACAACUACAUGAUGAUGAAGGUGGUGAGGAAGAUGGUGUCCAUCUUGGACCAGCGCUUCCAGGAUGCCGAGCAACGCUUCUUUGAGGUCAUGUACGGCACCAAGAAGAGCUGCACCCCUCGCUGGAAGCUGUGUGUCAGUGAUACCGACAGUGCUCUGGGCUUCGCUCUGGGGGCCUUGUUUGUCAAAUCCACCUUCGCAGAGGACAGCAAGGCCAUUGCAGAAAACAUGGUCUCAGAAAUCAAGUGGGCAUUUGAGGACAGUCUGAAGUACGUCAGCUGGAUGGACCCGGAGACUAAAAAGGCAGCCAAAGAGAAGGCUGAUGCCAUUUACAACAUGGUCGGAUACCCAAAGUUCAUAAUGGACGCCAAGGAGCUGGACAAAGUGUUCAAUGAUUUCGAGGUGGUGUCGGAUCUUUAUUUCCAGAAUGUCAUGCAGUACUACAACUUCUCAGCCAGAGUGACAAGUGACCAGCUAAGGAAAACUCCCAACAGAGACCAGUGGAGCAUGACCCCGCCCACGGUGAACGCUUACUACAACCCCACCAAGAAUGAGAUGGUUCUGCCUGCAGGGAUCCUCCAGGCUCCCUUCUACAGCCGUGCGUGGCCCAAAGCCCUGAACUUCGGGGGGAUUGGCGUUGUCAUGGGUCACGAGCUGACCCACGCAUUUGACGACCAAGGGAGGGAGUACGACAAGGACGGGAACCUGCGCUCCUGGUGGAAGAACUCGUCUGUGGAGGCCUUCAAGCAGCAGACUCAGUGCAUGGUGGAGCAGUACAGCAACUACAGCAUCAACAAGGAACCGCUCAACGGAAAACACACCCUGGGGGAGAACAUCGCCGAUAACGGAGGGCUGAAGGCUGCCUAUAAGGCUUACGUGAACUGGAUUGAGAAGAAUGGUGAGGAGCCCACCCUGCCAGCUCUGGGGAUGACCAACCAUCAGCUUUUCUUCAUCGGGUUUGCUCAGGUGUGGUGCUCCGUCCGCACUCCGGAGAGUUCCCACGAGGGGGUCAUCACAGAUCCACACAGUCCGUCCAGGUUCCGGGUCAUCGGCACCGUCUCCAAUUCGCAUGAGUUCUCCAAGCAUUUCGGCUGCAAAGCCAACACCCCCAUGAACCCCCAACACAAGUGUGAGCUCUGGUGAUACCCUGCUCUUAGCUGGACUGACUGGUCUGAUGGGUGGUAGAUUGGGACCUUCAGUAUAUGGACCUUUUAUGCACAAGCAUAUGAAAGUUAGCCUGGAAGUUAGACCUGGCGUAGUAUCCCGAAAGGAGAGCUCUGGUCUCCAAACCACUGAAACACAAACCGAUCCCUCUCAGGUUCCAAACCACAACACCCUGUGCCUUGUGUGGACUGAAGUUGGACUUUAACCCUCGUGCUGCCUUCGGGUCACAUGACCCAAAGGUUCAUAACGAACCAUCAUUGUGUUUACCCAAUUUUACCCAAUACAAAAACAAAUAAAAAUACUUUUCUUUUAACCUUCGCAAUGUGGGGGGUCUGAGACAGCCCGACGGUUAAAAGAAAAUGCUUCACUUUGUUUUUGUAUGCGGUAAAGUUGUCGCAAUACGACGGUGGGUCACAAUGACUGAUGGGUCAGAACGACCCGAGGAGAACACAAGGGUUAAGACCCCCACACACACACUCACCCUAACUCCUGUCACUGUGACAAAGAGUUUUAGAAAAAAGCUUGUUACUUAACCCUCGUGCUGCCUUCGGGUCACAUGACCCAAAGGUUCAUAACGAACCAUCGUUGUGUUUACCCAAUUUUACAAAAACAAAUUAAAAUAAUUUUCUUUUAACCUUUGCAAUGUGGGGGGUCUGAGACAGCCCAACGGUUAAAAGAAAAUGCUUCACUUUGUCUUUGUAUGCGGUAAAUCUGUCGCAAUACGACGGUGGGUCACAAUGACUGAUGGGUCAGAAUGACCCGAAGAUAACACAAGGGUUAACAGGAGUGGAGGACUUGUUUCUAAAGGAUCAAAUGAGGGAGGGAUGAUUUUGACACUGGAAACCAAAAGAAUGGUUGUAAAAGAAAAAAAGGGAAAGAUAUUUUGUAUUUUGUUCAAUAAUAUUUUGCGACAAAAGAUUUAGCUUAAUAUGCUUAUAUUUUCUUACGGAAAGUGAUAUUUAUUUUCUGUAUUUUUUGUUUGUUUUUUGGGCUAUCGUACAUUUUUGUGAAUUCUAUUAUAUAUUCCAUCAUCAUCCGUUUUUAUGACAAAUGAUCAUUAAGCUAUACAUACUAUUGCAGCCCUGUCUGUCUGAAACCAUGUUCCCGGCGUAUAAUCUGCAAGUUGCUUUAUUCUACCAAUAAUAACAUCCAAUAACAUUCAAUCUUUGGGUGAGAAAAGGAACACCUGAAAUCCUUCAAAGCCAUAUAAUUCUUCUGGCACUCUUCAAUAAUUAUGCUAAUGUCUAAACACACAACAGAUAAUGUCAGAAAUGUGAGAUCCUAGAGGAAGAAAAAGUUGACUGUUAGUCCUUUACACAUAUUCUCCUAAGUACAGUUAACCUACUGUAGACCAACCACUGUGUUUAUAUAUUCAUAAAAACAUGAAAAUAUAUGCAUUAAUUGGCAGCAUGGUGUCAACUCUAUCAAGAUUAUUGAAUGAUACAUAUUUUUAAGCAAUUCGACAGUGUUGUUUUAACACUUUAGUUGUUCGGUCAUGCACAUGCAUAAUGUUAGCACUGAUUUCUUGUGCCAUACAUCUUUUUAGUCCAAUAAACGUGUGUAAUCUGAA
Molecule: messenger RNA, 4052 nt
Organism: Osmerus eperlanus (European smelt)
Lineage: Eukaryota; Metazoa; Chordata; Actinopteri; Osmeriformes; Osmeridae
Gene: ece1
Product: endothelin converting enzyme 1
Exons: 19
Coding region: 161-2461 (766 amino acids)
Biological process (GO): peptide hormone processing
Cellular component (GO): plasma membrane
Molecular function (GO): metalloendopeptidase activity
Source: RefSeq, a predicted model, not a curated record